AUGGUACUUACCAUUGCAUUUGAAUUUUGGCUUCAGACAUUUGAGGCUCCGCAGUUUCAGACUGAAGAAGCAGAUCCAAAAAAGGUAGCUUCUAUCAUUUUGGGUGGCGGUGCCGGGACACGUUUGUUUCCUCUUACUGGGAAAAGGGCAAAGCCAGCGGUCCCGAUUGGAGGAUGUUACAGGUUAAUAGACAUCCCAAUGAGUAACUGCAUUAACAGUGGUAUAAAAAAGAUUUUCAUCAUGACACAGUUUAACUCCUUCUCCCUCAAUCGUCACUUAGCCCGGACUUAUAAUUUUGGAAAUGGUGUGAAUUUUGGAGAUGGAUUUGUGGAGGUUCUAGCUGCCACUCAAACACCUGGAGAAACAGGGAAGAGGUGGUUCCAAGGAACAGCAGAUGCUGUGAGGCAAUUUGUAUGGGUCUUUGAGGAUGCCAAGAAUAAGAAUGUGGAGCAUGUACUGAUUUUAUCUGGUGAUCAUCUUUAUCGGAUGGACUAUAGGGAUUUUCUGCAGAAGCAUAUUGAUAGUGGUGCUGAUAUUACUGUAUCCUGUGUGCCAAUGGAUGACAGCCGUGCGUCUGAUUAUGGACUGAUGAAGAUUGACAGCACAGGGCGUAUCAUCCAAUUCUCAGAGAAACCUAAGGGCCCUGACCUGAAAGCAAUGCAAGUUGAUACCACUGUUCUUGGGUUAUCCAUCAAGGAAGCUGUCAAAUUACCAUAUAUUGCAUCAAUGGGUGUUUACUUGUUUAGAACUGAUGUCCUGCUAAAGCUUCUCAAAUGGAGCUACCCCUCAUGCAAUGACUUUGGCUCUGAGAUAAUUCCGUCUGCUGUUAAGCACCACAAUGUCCAGGCAUAUUUAUUCAAUGACUACUGGGAAGACAUUGGAACCAUAAAAUCCUUUUUUGAUGCCAACUUGGCCCUCACAGAGCAGCCCCCAAAGUUUGAAUUUUAUGAUCCCAAGACGCCUUUCUUCACUUCUCCUAGAUUCUUACCACCAACAAAAGUCGAUAAAUGCAGGAUUGUGGAUGCCAUAAUUUCACAUGGUUGCUUCUUGCGAGAUUGCAGUGUGCAGCACUCCAUUGUGGGUGUGCGCUCACGUUUAGAGUCAGGAGUUGAGCUUCAGGAUACUAUGAUGAUGGGUGCAGACUACUACCAAACUGAAUCUGAAAUUGCAUCUCUGCUUGCGGAAGGAAAGGUUCCAAUUGGUGUUGGACAGAAUACAAAAAUCAAGAAUUGCAUCAUUGACAAGAAUGCCAAGAUUGGAAAAAAUGUCAUUAUCGCAAAUGGUGAUGGCGUUGAAGAAGCCGAGAGACCAAAUGAAGGAUUUUACAUAAGGUCUGGGAUCAGUGUCAUUCUGAAGAAUGCAACAAUUAACGAUGGAACAGUUAUUUAAAAUCUGUGAAGGCUUCCUAGAGCUGCUUGUGCAGAUCAAGCUCUCAGUCGUAACUGAGAAGAUUUGGUCUGCUGCUGCCCCUCACUAAUUUACAGUGAAAACGUAGUACUGACGUUUUUGUUUGUAAAUUGCAUGUUCCUUCAAUGUAAAAGAGCUUGCAAAAAGUAUUUUAUUGUAGUUCCUAAAUAAAUGCAAGUGCUAUAUUUAUCCACUAGUGAGAAGUGUCAUAGCUAAGAUUAAAUACAAAGCUUAAUUACCCACAAAACCAUUAAUAAAUCACAGAGCUCUAUUACUCAG
Molecule: messenger RNA, 1686 nt
Organism: Pistacia vera
Lineage: Eukaryota; Viridiplantae; Streptophyta; Magnoliopsida; Sapindales; Anacardiaceae
Product: glucose-1-phosphate adenylyltransferase large subunit 2, chloroplastic-like
Exons: 13
Coding region: 1-1389 (462 amino acids)
Biological process (GO): glycogen biosynthetic process
Molecular function (GO): glucose-1-phosphate adenylyltransferase activity
Source: RefSeq, a predicted model, not a curated record